Pseudomyrmex gracilis is the source of this 1077-nucleotide messenger RNA. Its product is annotated as pancreatic lipase-related protein 2-like. Gene Ontology annotation, molecular function: lipase activity. The transcript has 4 exons. The coding region runs from base 1 to 1077 and encodes 358 amino acids. Gene Ontology annotation, biological process: lipid metabolic process. The record is from RefSeq and is a predicted model, not a curated record. Lineage: Eukaryota; Metazoa; Arthropoda; Insecta; Hymenoptera; Formicidae.
AUGCUUCUCUCAAUGUUCUUCAUAUUCUUGUUCCUAAAUGUACCAUUCAAUAUAGCUGAUCUUCCGGUUCGUCGGCCGUCGAUUCAGGACCUUCAUCCCGAGAAAGAUAUUUUAAACGUUUUUUUGAAUCCUACAGUUGUUUCAACCGAUCAUGUCACGAUUGGCAAUAUUCUGGAUUUAGAUUUCAAAGCAAAGAACUUAAAUUACGAGCUUUAUACUAAGGAUAACACAGAACAACCUGUUUUUUUACGAGUGGGCGAUACUGCCCAGCUGAAGGAUUCACCGUUUAAUUAUACGUUGCCAACCAAGAUUCUUGUUCACGGAUGGACAGAUAACGGAAAUACUUUUUGGCUAAACGACGUUCGACGAAAUUAUCUCAGUGUUGGGGAUUAUAACGUAAUUUGUAUAAAUUGGUUCGCCGGCUCAAACAAGGAAUAUUUAACAUCCGUCAGACUUACACGUCAGGUGGGAGAAUACGUGGCUGAGUUUAUAGAAUUUCUCACAUCGGAGACUGAACUCUCCUUCGAUAAUAUUCAUAUUUUGGGACACAGUCUGGGUGCUCAUAUAGCCGGAUAUGUCGGUAAUUAUGUAUCAAAGAAGCUCGGUCGAAUUACCGGACUCGAUCCGGCCAGGCCAGCGUACGAGACACCCUAUCUGAAAGAUACAGAAGAACGCUUGGAUCCCACAGACGCUAAUUUUGUGGAUAUUAUUCAUACCUGUGCCGGUAGUUUAGGCUUUCUCAGACCUAUUGGCCACAUAGAUUUCUAUCCGAAUGGCGGAACAUUUAGACAACCUGGAUGUCCAUUCUCUACAAUCUGGAAUAACGAAAAUGACCCAGUUGGCAUUUUCGCAGAGUAUUGCAGUCACGGUAGAUCACAUCAAUUUUUUGCCGAGUCUAUCGUGCAUCCUAAUGGAUUUAUCGCAGUGCAGUGCGCUACUUGGAUAGACUUUCAACUAGGUAAAUGCAAUAAUUCCAAUACCGCUGUUAUGGGCGAAUUUAUCAGUUCUGAUGAACGAGGUAUUUUUUAUCUGGAAACCAACGCACAACCGCCGUUUGGGAAAAACGAGAUACGAUAA